Molecule: messenger RNA, 414 nt
Organism: Cylicocyclus nassatus
Lineage: Eukaryota; Metazoa; Nematoda; Chromadorea; Rhabditida; Strongylidae
Source: the annotation of a GenBank genome assembly
AUGCUGCAAGUGAUCAUUAUUCUAAUCACAACCCUGUCCCUUUCGUCUUCGGCGAUCGUACGGGUCAAACGCAAUGGUUUUACAAACAACUAUGGAUAUGGCCGACAUGGAAUCGGUCCUACCAAUAUAGGAGUCGAUAGCUUUGGCUAUUACAGGGACAAAUUUUACAACAGUGGACUUCCGCCACUGUACACACAUGCAACCUACCGUAACUAUUAUCACGAAAUUUCAUUCCACAAAAACAAAUAUGGACUUCCUGCUCCCACAAAUUUCGAAAUCUUACAGCAAGAGAGAUUUGGACCUUACUACAACGGAGUUUGGGGCUAUGCAGAUCAAUCACCGUAUUGGUAUGGAAAGUAAGAAAGCGGAUGCUACUGUACAAAACUGUGCUUUACAUUCAGUUGGAAUUUUUGG